This is a messenger RNA of Mesorhabditis belari, 642 nucleotides long. NCBI's taxonomy places the organism in Eukaryota, Metazoa, Nematoda, Chromadorea, Rhabditida, Rhabditidae. The record is from the annotation of a GenBank genome assembly.
AUGUAUUCAACUGUGAUUGAUCGCGCACUCGACGAGAUUGUCGCCGAGAAGAAAGGCUCUCGUGGACGCAGCAGCGCAAGGGGUGGCUUGUCUGGUAGUCAUCGAGCAUCCGGUUUCAGUGGUCGUUGGCAACAUGACAGAUUUGAAGGAGUGCAUGACACAGGUCGUGAUCGCAAGGACUCGAGGCGCAGAAGUGGUGUCAAGCUUCCCACCGCUGUUGUUCGCAUUCUUCUCGCCAAUUUGCGAACAAGUUGGAACGGCACAAUUUGCUACCUCCUUUUGAUGACGCACAAAAUCACAUUGGUUGAUGAUGUUUCUACUAUAACUAUCGGAACGGUUCGUGAGCGCAUUAAGUUUGCUCGCGCUAAAGCUUCGCGGGGUGAUGGUAGAGUUCACCGAACGAUUCGUGGUCGUGUCAAGAAGUCAAGGAGCAGUGACAGUGGUGGACGUCUAUCCGCGGACCGACCUUCGUGGGACCAACACGAUCAUAGGGAUCAAGCUGAUGAAACCUCUGAAGUCAAACCAAAGCAUAAACCAUCGCCCACUUCCUCCACCAAAUGGUCGCAUAAGAAACUUUCUCAAGAGGAACUUGACCGUCAGCUGGACGAGUAUAUGAAACGGACGGUGGACCAGCAAAUGGAU